AUGGUCAAAUCUACGCAGAUCGCACGGCUCGAUGGCCUCAUGCUUGCGGCUUCCGUCGACGAUGAGCAGGUCGAAACAGAACUCUCCGAGGUCAAGUCGCAGGCCAAGAUGAUCUUCAGGCGGCUGAACAAGAAUUCGGAACAGCAAGCCAGCAUUGAAUCCGGUCAAUACUCUCUCCAUUACAUCAUCAGAGACUCCGUCUGCUUCCUCUGCAUUUGCGACAAGUCCUAUCCACGGAAGCUCGCUUUCACCUAUCUCUCCGAUCUCGCGCAAGAGUUCACGACCAUCUAUCCGUCAGGGCAAUAUCUGUCGGCUACCCUGCGUCCAUAUGCAUAUGUCGAAUUCGAUACUUUUAUCCAGAGAACCAAGAAGACGUAUCAGGACAGCAGAGCAAGCGCAAACUUGGACAAAUUGAAUGAUGAGCUGAAGGAUGUCACCAAGGUCAUGACGAAGAAUAUUGAGGAUCUUCUUUACCGGGGAGACAGCCUUGAGAGGAUGGGCGAGAUGAGCGGCCGGUUGAGAGAGGACAGCAAAAAGUACAGGAAGGCAGCUGUACGGAUCAACUGGGAACUCAUGCUGAAACAGUAUGGUCCAUUUGCUGGUCUCGGCUUGAUCAUCAUCAUCUUCCUGUGGUGGAGAUUUUUCUAG
Exophiala bonariae is the source of this 648-nucleotide messenger RNA. RefSeq lists its product as uncharacterized. Gene Ontology annotation, molecular function: SNAP receptor activity. Gene Ontology annotation, cellular component: endoplasmic reticulum membrane; ER to Golgi transport vesicle membrane; SNARE complex. The coding region runs from base 1 to 648 and encodes 215 amino acids. Lineage: Eukaryota; Fungi; Ascomycota; Eurotiomycetes; Chaetothyriales; Herpotrichiellaceae. Gene Ontology annotation, biological process: vesicle fusion with Golgi apparatus; endoplasmic reticulum to Golgi vesicle-mediated transport; retrograde vesicle-mediated transport, Golgi to endoplasmic reticulum. The transcript has 5 exons. The record is from RefSeq and is a predicted model, not a curated record.